Histoplasma capsulatum G186AR is the source of this 931-nucleotide messenger RNA. RefSeq lists its product as uncharacterized. Gene Ontology annotation, biological process: mitochondrial translation. The record is from RefSeq and is a predicted model, not a curated record. Gene Ontology annotation, molecular function: structural constituent of ribosome. The transcript is spliced from 2 exons. The coding region runs from base 1 to 567 and encodes 188 amino acids. Lineage: Eukaryota; Fungi; Ascomycota; Eurotiomycetes; Onygenales; Ajellomycetaceae.
AUGAGACAACAACUAUCUCCCGUCCUGGCGUCACUCGCGAGCGUCUUCAAGAUCCCAAUUGCCCGUUCAUCAGCAUCCUUUGCUUCCUCCCCAUUGAGCUCCUCAUCAUUCUUGCAAGCACCGCUAUCGAGCAGGGUGUGCGGUGAGCUGCGGACUUCAGUGUUUUCGCGACCAUUUUCCGCCGGCCCUGUGUUAUCUGCGCGGAAAGGGAAGAAAGUGAUUGAUAAGCGCGUUACACUCAUCCGCUACUUCCUUUAUCACCCCUUAACACCACGGCCCCUCCGUUUCUCCCGCAACCGUUACCUGCGCCAUUGGACCAUCCACCGUGCCUGGCAACUCUACUGCGCCAAGAAGCGUGAGGCACGCCAGCUCGAGCUCGAACGCCAGUGGAACAGCAUGCGGGAUGCGUGCGAGGAGCUACGAACGGGAGCAGGGGAUGGUGGCAAGUUGUUCCGCAUUUCAAUGAAUAAAAGGGGCGUCUUCACGGACCAGAUACCGAUUGAGUAUGGUAGGAUGCAGACGGAGGGGCCUAGUAAGGACGGAUGGAAUUAUGACUGGAAGAGGUAGAGGUUUUGGUGGUGGUUGAGGAAGGAAGCUGCGGGGCGAGAGCGUUGGGUUAAAUUCGCUUGCAGUUUGAUGGAGGUGAAGCGAGAGAGCGGUGUGUUUUCACUUUUGAAGAUACAUUGAAAUUGAGAAUUGUGGGGUUAUACGACCUCAUUUUGUCCUUUUGCUUGCAUUUUAUUGCCGUUUCCCUCUCCUUUAUUUAUACGUUGCAUCAACUUGUCUCUCCGUGUGUGCCGUUCUAGGACUUCUGUACUAUACAUUAUAUUAAACAUCGAUGCAAAAGUCAAUACAUAGAUACAUACACAUAUAUAUAUAUAUAUAUAUCAUUAUCUCCUUCCAAAGACAAAUUAAAUACCUCCUCCAGAAC